AUGUACAUACUAACACAAGUUACCCUGGCAGAACUCGAGAAAUCAACGGAAAUGUUUCGUCAGUUGGCAGAUCCUAACGGCGCAAAUAACGCACUAAGCCAAGUACUAUACGGCCUCGCACUAAGGCAUGGUUGGGGAUGCCCCAAAUCGGAAGAACAGGCGGUGACCUAUCUCUCGGCUGCGGCAUCAAACUCGGCCUCGAUUGAGUCCCAGGCUCUCCAAGCAGGCAUGAAAAAGGGUGGUGCAGCCAAGGGAGAAUUGGUCCUUGCUAUAUUUGAAUUGGGUAACUGUUUCCGCAACGGCUGGGGAGUCAAGAAAGAUCCUGCGGCAGCGCGACAGUACUUCGAAACGGCCGCAAACCUAGGUGACACUGACGCCAUGAAUGAGGUCGCGUGGUGUUACCUAGAGGGUUUUGGCGGGAAAAAAGAUAAGCGAGGGUACAAACUCGAGAACUUUUGCUAUGCCUCUCUCGGUCAUCAUGGUCUCGUUUCUCGGGCAUCAAUACUUUGCGAUUCGCAUCACUCUUGCGCUUGGUCCUCUUGGGAACUCUUGUUUGUUCAGUUGACUAACCCAGUUGCGUCAAUGUUUAGUUCGCAGCUGCUAAAUAUUAUCGAUUGGCCGAACAGAAAGGAAGCAAAUUAG
This is a messenger RNA of Aspergillus oryzae RIB40, 642 nucleotides long. RefSeq names its product tetratricopeptide repeat protein. Lineage: Eukaryota; Fungi; Ascomycota; Eurotiomycetes; Eurotiales; Aspergillaceae. The record is from RefSeq and is a predicted model, not a curated record. The transcript is spliced from 3 exons. The coding region runs from base 1 to 642 and encodes 213 amino acids. Gene Ontology annotation, molecular function: protein binding.